Messenger RNA from Dovyalis caffra, 342 nucleotides. Lineage: Eukaryota; Viridiplantae; Streptophyta; Magnoliopsida; Malpighiales; Salicaceae. The record is from the annotation of a GenBank genome assembly.
AUGUCACUGCUAACUUUACAAAGUCUACCCGAUGUCCGGAGGAUUGCGAGAACAUGGAAUGCUAGACCUGGUAUUAUUCUACGCGUAAUUUUCAAAGCAGAAUUUGAUUGGGUGUUAACUUUCCAACUCUACAAUGUCACUACUGAGGGAGAUAACGAAGAAGGAAGUGAUGUUAAUAAACCGGAACAACCAGGUAUGCCUUCUUCGACCAGUCACAUAGGAGAUGCAGAAGAAGAUAUGGAAAAAUUAGUGCCUGGAAGUGAAGGUUAUGUGAAAGUGACGAAUGGGGUGAAGAAAGUUGAGAAAUUGAAAAGAAAAGGGGUCAAGUUUUGUUCUACCUGA